Messenger RNA from Gilbertella persicaria, 2144 nucleotides. Its product is annotated as major facilitator superfamily domain-containing protein. NCBI's taxonomy places the organism in Eukaryota, Fungi, Mucoromycota, Mucoromycetes, Mucorales, Choanephoraceae. Gene Ontology annotation, molecular function: transmembrane transporter activity. Bases 201 to 1964 code for a protein of 587 amino acids. Gene Ontology annotation, biological process: transmembrane transport. The transcript is spliced from 8 exons. The record is from RefSeq and is a predicted model, not a curated record.
GUCAAGUAGAUUUAACAAAGCUGAUUUUACAAACAGGUUCUCCCUUUCAGAUCAAUGAGUCACAAUAAGUUAAAUAAAGGUUUACUGUCAUUUAUCCGACCCAUUUUAUCGUCUCCGCUGGGACGAUUCUGAAAGAUCAGGAAACUAUAAAAAAAAACGAUGCCCUUCUCUCUUUUUUCUUUUUAACUAAACCUUGUGUAAUGAAAGAAUCAAUCGAUCUGGGGAUGACAGAGACUGAGAUCAUAGAAGAGAACGUUUUGACGGCCAAUAACGAUACAAAAAUACAUAUGGAUCAAAAUAUACUAACAGAAAAGGCAUCAAAAGACAACCAGUGUGAUAGCUUAUCAAUCACCACUGCUGCUGAUCAUGCUAAUAAUACUGCUGUUGAUUCUUCUCUUCAUGAAACCAAACGUACAUCCAAUUGGUACAAAAGACUGUUUGGAGACAUUUAUGCUACAGAUGAUCCAUAUGAUUAUUCUGAAGGAAAAAAGAAUUUCAUUAUUUUACUUGUUGCACUCAGUGGUAUAGCUGGUCCUAUGAGCUCAAUGAUGUAUAUGCCUGCUUUGUUGACUGUGGUUCGAGACUUACAUACAACAACAUCUGCUGUAAAUGGUAGUGUUUCCGCUUUUGUGGUAUUUAUGGGUAUUUCUCCUUUGUUCUGGGCCGCAUUAAGUGACACAUAUGGUAGAAAGCGAAUGUACAUGUUUAGUGGUAUGAUCACAGUUGUCAGCUCAGUAAUCAGUGCUCUCUCAACAAACAUUGGUAUGCUUAUUGCUUUCAGAGCACUGCAAUCAUUUGGAUCUAACGCCGGUACUUCGCUGGGUGCUGGUGUAAUUGCCGAUAUGAUUCCUGUAGAAAAUAGAGGAAAAGCUUAUGGUAUCUUUUAUGCAGGUCCUUUAUUAGGUCCAGUCAUAGGUCCUACCAUUGGAGGCUUCCUGUGUCAAUAUCUAGGUUGGCGAUCAACGUUCUAUUUCACUGCUAUUUUGUGUGGUGUCUUAUUAUGUUUGACUUCAGUGUUUUUACCAGAGACCUUGAGAAAAGUAAAGCCAAGACCAAAUAAUAACGAAAAGAACAAUCUUGAAGAUGCUGUUUCUCUCACAAGUACGACAGUACAUCCAUCACCAAAUCAACAUUUAUCAGUAAGAGAAACACUUGCGCUCAGCUUUAAACCUAUGAUUACAAUGCUCCAUGAUCCAAAUGUGAUUAUCUUGACUAUCAACAGCUCUAUUAUUUUUGCUAGUCUAUAUAUUCUGAAUCCUACUAUUACACAAACGUUUAAAAGAAUUUACGGCUACAAUGAAUGGCAAACAGGCCUUUGCUAUCUUUCUUUGGGUGGCGGUUUUAUGGUUGGUUCUAUUAUUAGUGGACGACAUUCAGAUCAUAUUUUGAAGAAACUCUCCAAAAAAAGAGGUGAUGGUCAGAAAAUUGUUUCUGAGAUGCGAUUGCAAGCAGCUUUUCCUUCCUUCUUGAGUAUGCCUGCUGGCUAUUUGAUUUAUGGAUGGACAACAGAAAAAGACACUGGCAUAUAUGCACCUAUCAUUGGAUUGUUUCUUUAUGCAUUAGGUCAAAUGUGGGCAUUUACUCCUACUUCAGUCUAUCUUGUGGAUACCAAACCAGGCUAUUCGGCCACUGCUGUUGGUGUCAAUGCUUGUAUUCGUGGCAUUGCUGCUGCUAUUACUACUGUGUUUUCUAGUACAGCUGUUGAUGCUCUAGGCAAUGGCAUUAUGUUUACCAUCUUGGGUGUGGUUGGAUUUCUGAAUGGUGGGCUUGUACUUCUUUGUUAUUUUAGAGGUACACAAUGGAGACGAAGAUUUGAACAGAAACACAUGCCUGAUCUAUACAUACUAAACAACCCUCAACUGUUUGAUUCAACCGAUGUAAAGCCAAUGGAUGAUCCUAAACUGCAACAAAACAUCAAUCAACUUGAAAAGAUCCAUACCCAACAUAGUACAUGUAUUGCUUAAGAAACUCAUUUUCAAUUAUAUAGUUUCAUCUUCAUUUUAAUUACAUAUAUACGCAUUGAUCUAAUACAUUCUUUUUUGGUAAUAUACAACAACAAGCUCGAAUUUAUCCUUUAUAAUCACAUUUGUUCAAGCUUGAACAUCUAUAAAAUGAAAAAAAAAAAUUGAUCCUUUCGACGGUAC